Molecule: messenger RNA, 381 nt
Organism: Protopolystoma xenopodis
Lineage: Eukaryota; Metazoa; Platyhelminthes; Monogenea; Polystomatidea; Polystomatidae
Source: the annotation of a GenBank genome assembly
AUGGCUACAGGCGGAGGAUCUGAUCUUCCAGCCCUCCCCGAUUUGCAAGGACCCCUCCCUAUCACAAGACCACGCGACUUGACGGAGCGCCUGGCAACCAAGAUACCUGAGACAGUAUUGUUGCUCACGAGGGUCAAUCGUUUUUUCCACGUUUUGGUGGGCGUGUGUCCCCAUGUUCUAUCCUCAUUAUAUGCAUCAGGAGAGACGAUCUGCAGUAAUGGUGUCGAGGACGUGCGGUUUUCACCAAAUUAUCUACAUGCUCAUUAUACAAGCUUGUCACUAUGCCGACAAUUAAACCCUACCCUCCAGAUGCCAAUCCCCACAGGCUGUGCUGCUCCAGCAGAGAGUGUUACCCGCUGUCUGGAGUUGACGUUCUUUUAA